AGAUCAGCUGCUGCUGCUUGCGGAGGAGGCGGAAGCGGCGCCGGCCAGCGGGGAAGCCUCUCUCUGGGCAGGGAAGGGAGGGGAGGCGACGGGCAUUUCAGCCAGGCCGCUCAGCAGCGGCCAUGCCCCCGCAGUAGCUCUCUCGCCUAGUCCCCACGCUGGGGCAGGGCAGGGGCAAUCCGGCCCGAGCGCUUGAGAUGCCCGACGCUGGGCGGGCGCUGCUGGCAUGGCCUCCUUCGCGACUCCCGGGCAGCAGGACGGCGACAGCGGGGAGCUGGACCGCUCCCUUCAGCAGAUGCUGCGGGCCAUAGUGGAGGAGAGGACCCGCGUGAGCCUCCGCCACGAGAUCAGUGGGCUCGGUUUUUUCAAAGAUGACCGCAUCGUAUUCUGGACAUGGAUGUUUUCCACCUACUUUAUGGAGAAAUGGGCCCCGAGGCAAGAUGAUAUGCUCUUCUAUGUUCGCAGGAGGCUGGCCUAUGUUAGCGGAGAUGGCGUAGAAGAAAAGAAGGUUGACGUUGAAGUAUACCGCAGAGAUUCCAAGAAGCUUCCAGGUUUGGGUGAUCCUGACAUUGAUUGGGAGGAGUGCGUCUACCUGAACCUUAUACUACAGAAGCUGGAUUAUAUAGUGACAUGUGCAGUAUGUACUCGUUCCGAUGGAGGGGAUAUUCACAUCCAUAAAAAGAAGUCCCAGCAAGUCUUUGCAUCUCCAAGUAAACACCCCAUGGACAGCAAGGGCGAGGAAUCGAAGAUUAGCUAUCCAAACAUAUUUUUUAUGAUUGACAACUUUGAAGAGGUAUUUAGUGACAUGACUGUAGGGGAAGGCGAGAUGGUUUGCGUGGAGCUGGUGGCCAGUGACAAAAGUAACACUUUCCAAGACGUUAUUUUCCAGGGAUCCAUCCGCUAUGAGGCCCUCAAGAAGGUCUACGAUAAUAGGGUGAGCGUGGCAGCGAAAAUGGCACAGAGAAUGUCCUUUGGUUUUUAUAAAUACAAUAAUAUGGAGUUUGUGCGUAUGAAGGGGCCUCAGGCCAAAGGACAUGCGGAAAUGGCAGUGGGUCGCGUUUCCACAGGUGACACGUCUCCUUACGGUACAGAAGAAGAUUCGAACCCAGGCUCACCGCUGCAUGAGCGAGUCACGUCCUUCAGCACCCCUCCAACGCCAGAACGCAACAGCCGCCCUUCCUUUUUCUCCCCGUCCCUCAAGAGGAAGGUGACCCGAAAUCGAAUCGCGGAGAUGAAGAAAUCCCACUCGGCCAACGACAGCGAGGAAUUCUUUCGGGACGAUGAAGAUGGAGAUUUGCAUAACGCAACAAACCUACGCUCCCGGUCGUUGUCUGGAACCGGACGCUCCCUGGUGGGUUCUUGGCUGAAGUUGAACCGAACGGAUGAAAACUUCCUCCUCUAUGCACACUUAACCUACGUCACGCUGCCGUUGCAUCGGAUUUUAACUGAUAUUCUGGAGGUGCGACAGAAACCGAUUCUGAUGUCCUAGCCAAGAGCCGGGUGCUGCCUUGGAAAACUCGCAGCCAAGUGCCUAAAAACAAAAACAAAAAAACUUAUCUCUUGCUGUCUUCUGUCACACGGUCACCACUUGUGUCAGGAACAUAACUUUGAAAACAAAAAAAAAGGGAUCUCUAGGAAUAACCAGCCAAUCAAGAAGUGCCUCUUUUGCUCUUUCCUCCCCUUUAAGAGAACCGGAACUGGCUCGUAUUUCUUUAUAGACAAAACUGGUAGAAGAUUUCUAAAGCAAAAAAACCCCCUCCCUGAAAAUAAUAAUAAUAAUAAUAAUAAAAAAAGGAAACAAGGGGGAAACAAAAUUAACCCGCCACCAUCUCAGAAGUAGGGGCUGCGUAUAAAAACAACGGCAACGACGAAGGCGAUGCUCGAUGGAUAGCAUUUCCUUUCCUAAUUGGAAACCAACCUGUACAAAAAGCAUUCAUCUUUAUAUACCUUGAAUCGGAUUUCAUACUGGGUGAAUCAAUGAACAUUGGUCUUUUCCAUGUGCAUAAGAAAGCAAAUCCUCUCCUGUAGAUGCUUUCAUCAGAUAGGAUCGCGACGUAGCAUAACAUCCGCAGGGAAGUUAAAGGUGGGGGGGAGGAGGGUGUUAGAUGUUCAUGGAGGAGCGUAGCGGGGGAAUCCGAUGGCCAGGUUUCUCUCCUUCUCUCAAAGGGAUAUAUUUUCAAAGCCUCGUAGCACGGAUGGGUUCUGAGAUGUCAUCUUCGCCUACUAAAGAUCAGCCAACAACAACAAAAAAAACCCAGCCAAAAAAAGUCUUAAGGGUUGAGAUUGUAGGAAAAUGUCCAUUUUUGCCUCCAGUCGGUCUUCCACUAUAUGGCGGCCUCUGAUUUUGAGGAAGGAGGAGGAACACGCGCUAACUGGAGGUCAGGAAGGAAAAUACAGAGGAACCUCAGCCUGGACGAAUUGGGAAAUUAAAAUAAAUCUAAGGAAAACUCCUCAAAAUC
Messenger RNA from Thamnophis elegans (Western terrestrial garter snake), 2459 nucleotides. RefSeq names its product KIAA0930 ortholog. The transcript is spliced from 10 exons. Bases 227 to 1489 code for a protein of 420 amino acids. Lineage: Eukaryota; Metazoa; Chordata; Lepidosauria; Squamata; Natricidae. The record is from RefSeq and is a predicted model, not a curated record.